AUGGCUGCCGUCACUGCACUGUCAGUUCGAGCAGUUUCAACGCCCACACAGGGAGCGUUGAAAUCCAGCUUUCUCUCGGGAGAGGGUUCGUCGCCGUGCCAGCUAGCCACCGGCGGUUUCGCCAAGCGGUCGCUGCUGGCGGCGGCUUCCGCCUCCCCCUCCGCGCGCCUGCACCGCCGCGUGGUCGCCGCCUCCGCCGCCACACAAUCAGCCGCCGCUGCUGUCGCAGCCCCGGCUGUCCAGAAGCAGCGAAUCCGCAUCAAGCUCAAGUCGUACCAGGUGCCUCAACUGGAGGCGGCUUCCGAGCAGAUUCUCGAAGUGGCGAAGGAGACGGGAGCAGGCAUCAUGGGCCCGGUGCGUCUGCCAACGCACAUCCGCAAGUACUGUGUUCUGCGCAGCCCUCACGUGGACAAGGACUCGCGGGAGCACUUUGAGAUUCGCACGCACAAGAGGUUGAUUGAUCUGGAGAACCCCACUGCGACCACCAUUGAUGCUCUGAUGCAGCUGGAGCUGCCGUAUGCCGCAACAGCAGCAGCCGAAUCCGCGAUAUCUGCUGCUCCAAAACUCGUUACAGGUCUUGGGAGAUCCGCACUUGAGUCGCUUCAGGCACCAACGUCGUUCUUCCACCUGCAGCCGUCGACUUUUCACCCUGUACUGACCGAUGUUGGAACUAGCUUUUCAUCCGGGAACGCUGGAAUUGUCGCUCUAGAUUCUGGCUUGCUGCCGUUAGCGGGUUCAUGGCAGCAAGACGUAGCUGCAACGCUUUUCACCCUCCUAGGCUCGGUGGUUUGGGUCCGCGUGUUUGAUGAGCUGGCCAGACGGGAUGUCCUGGAUCAGAAACUGAGUCGCAAGAUUGUGCACAUCACCACAGGGCUGCUCUUCAUGCUCUCCUGGCCUCUCUUCAGCUCCAACCCAGCAGCAAGGUUCCUCGCUGUUGCCGUUCCAGUGGCGAACGCUAUCCGGAUACUGCUGUUGGGAAUGGGUAUCACGACGAACGAGGGAGUGGUGAAGUCUAUCAGCAGAGAAGGCAGCGCCAGCGAGCUGCUUCGGGGGCCUCUGUACUAUGUGCUCACCAUCGUUUUAGUCACAACCAUCUUCUGGCGCAGCUCCCCCGUUGGAGGCAUAGCGCUGGUGCUCAUGUGUGCUGGGGACGGAAUGGCUGACAUUGUUGGUAGACGAGUGGGUUCCGCGAAGCUUCCCUGGAACAGUCGUAAGAGCUGGGCUGGGAGCGUUGCCAUGCUGCUGUGCGGCUCCUUGUUCUCAAUAACGUUUCUCUUUAUAUUUUGCUCGUUUGGGUUCUUUCACACCCAGUGGUGGUCUGCUGAUAUCUGCUUCAGAAUCUUCCUCGUAGCUGCAGGAGCGACGUUCAUGGAAUCCUGUCCCAUAAGCGAGAAGCUAGAUGACAAUUUCACGGUUCCUUUCUCGGCUGUGCUGCUGGGGCGCUUGUUGCUUCCAAUGGUGUGA
Molecule: messenger RNA, 1464 nt
Organism: Closterium sp. Naga37s-1
Lineage: Eukaryota; Viridiplantae; Streptophyta; Zygnematophyceae; Desmidiales; Closteriaceae
Source: the annotation of a GenBank genome assembly